UGCGUAUCAAUAAUUAUGGAUAACGUACUGGAUGAUGCGCGAUUUGCACAUGUUGCAAAAGAUCCGAGAUUCAGACGCAUUCCUAAAACUGAGCGAAAAGUAAAAAUUGACAAGAGAUUUCGGCCUAUGUUUAAUGACAAAAAGUUUCUUCUGAAGUAUACUAUUGAUAAAAGAGGAAGACCGAGUAAUCAGUCGUCGAAUGAAAAUUUAAAAAAGUAUUACCAUUUGUCAAGCAAUGAGGACGAAGAGUCAGGUAGUGAUGAGAAUGUCAAAUCAACUAAUAUUGAAAACAACGUACGAAAAGAUGUAAAGGCUAAAAGUGUUACCGGCAUGAACGGAGAUAGAUUGGAUCAUUUACAAAAUCUGUCUGACCGAAAAUCAAAAAGCAAGAUAAAACGCACUACCAAAGUAGCCCAUUUGUUGGGAAAUGGAGAACUGCUGCGUACUAAAACCCAAUCUGACAGUGACUUAGUAUCAGAAUCCGAAAAUGAUGAAAAUGAAUAUUCUAAAUCUGAGGAUGAAUUGGAAUCAAUUUCUAAAGUUACUAUGGAUUUUGAGAACGGCGCAGAUCCAUUGCAAAUUAACAAGUCUGACACGGGAAGUAUACCGACUAUGAUAAAAGAAAAAUUAAGAGACUUAACAGUAGAUUAUGCUAGAGGAGAAGGCACUUUACUAACGGAAAGUUCAUCCGAGGAAGAAAGCUCAGAUGAAGACGAUCAAGAAAAUGAAAUAGAUCAUGAUUGGGGUGAGCUAGAUAGAGAAGCUGAAACAACAGAUGAAAUAACGAAUAGAUUGGCUGUUUGUAACAUGGACUGGGACAGGAUUCGUGCUGUUGAUUUAUUGGUUCUGUUUAACUCAUUUUUGCCAAGCAAUGGUCUUAUUCAUUCUGUUACGAUUUACCCGUCAGAGUUUGGUUUACAACGGAUGAAAGAGGAGGAAAUAAGAGGCCCGAUUGAACUGGUCGAAUCAAAGAAUAACACUCAGAAUUUCAAGGAAGAUGAUGAGAACGAGGAAGGGACAAAAUACCACAUGGAAAAAUUAAGGCAGUAUCAAUUGAAUCGAUUAAAGUAUUAUUAUGCAGUAAUAGUUUGCGACUCACCCCAAACAGCCAAUAAAAUUUAUACAGAAUGCGACGGGAUCGAAUAUGAAUCUACAGCAACGAAAUUGGAUUUGAGGUUCAUACCGGAUGAUACAACUUUUGAUCAAGAGCCUAAAGAAGUCUGUGAUAAAGUACCAGAAUUGUCGAAGUAUCAGCCAAGGCAGUUCGUUACUACUGCAUUGCAACAAGUUAAAGUAGAAUUGACUUGGGACGAGACAAAUCCUCACAGACAAGAAAUUGCAGAAAAACUUAACUGUGGAAAAGUUGACGACAUUGAUCCCAGUGAUAUCCGAGCAUAUUUAGGAAGUGGUUCUAGCAGUGAAGAUGACUCCGAUGAAAAUGAAUCGAAAAAUAACUCUGAUGAAAGAGACCUAGAAUCUGACAAUGAUGCAGAUCCAAUAGCAAAGUACAAAUCACUUUUACAUGGGAUCGAAGAGCAGCAAGAGAAAAAUAAAAAUAAAGGUAUCGAAAUGGAAAUUACAUGGGGAUUAGGAAGCAAGGCCAAAUCUGAAAAACUCGUUGCUGAAAAAAUGAAGAAAAAGGAAGAAUUAACGCCAUUUGAACAAUACCUUGAAAAACGUAAAGCAAAGAAAAAAUCAAAAAUGGCCGAAAGAAAAAAACUGAGAGAGAGCAAUGAGAAUGCAUCGGAUAGUGAUAACAGUGAGGAUAGUGUGCCUUCGGAUAUUGACAUGGAUGACCCAUAUUUUGCUGAAGAAUUCAAAAAUAUGAAACCAAAAUUGAAAAAAUCUUCGAAAAAUCAGAUUGUCAAUGAUAUAAAUGAUGUUGACAAAAAGCAACAGGAGGCUGAGCUAGAAUUAUUGCUGAUGGAUAAAACUGAGGAUGCAGGACGAAAGCAUUUUGAUAUGAAGAAAAUUGAAGAUAACGAAUCUUUGUCAAAAUCUAAAAGAAAGCGCCAGAAAAAGAUGAAUAAGUAUUCAAAUAAAGAUGAAACAGUUGAUGAUUUUAAAGUCAAUGUUUGUGAUCAGCGAUUUGAAGCUCUAUACUCAUCUCACCAUUAUAAUAUCGAUCCUGCUGAUCCACGGUACAGAAAAACCAAAGGAACAGAAGCCUUGAUAGAAGAAAAAUUGAAAAGGCGAACUGAUGGCAAAUUAGAUCAGGAUCCCGAAAAGAAGAUUAAAACCGACAAGAAGUUGAAUGCAGAGUUGAAUGCGUUAGUAAAAUCAGUAAAAAGAAAAUCUCAAAAUAUUUCACAAAGAAUAAAAUAUUAACGUGUCUACAUUUCUAAUUAGGAUAUAUCUGCAACUUGUACAUACAUACAUACAUACGGUAUUUAUAAUGGCAUGGAAGAUCGAGUGUGCAUGCGUUGACACAUGUACAGAUUUUCCAUUAGUAAACGGAGCCCAGUGCGCACUACGAAACGUUGCCAACCUAUUUGACGAUUGGUUUCCAACCUUUUUGUGACGCCCGUCAUGCUGUUGACGAGCUAUGGACAUCCAUCCUUGGGAACUUUGGGUUGGCAGCAGUUCGUGGCGCACUCUAUCUAUCCUAUUCACCAUAAAUUCAUCGUAUAACAGUAUAAAAUAUUAAAAACUUCUUGACUCUUAAUUUGUUCAAAAUAUUAAUUUUUUUUCUUGCAAUAAACAAAGAAUACAACUGACAUACUUAGCGAAAAAUAAAUUUGCUGGAGCAUUGCACCCCUUCCAAAAAUACCAGGAACUCGUAGAUAGUUCGUGUGCAUCAAACGCAUGCUGGUUAAUGAGCAGUUAUAAUUUUUGUUGUAAUUGCAUUAUUCUGUUAUAUUGAGGUGCAAAUUGUAUACAAGUAUAGAUGAUGAAUAAUCAUGAAUGAUAAAUCUAAUAUUUGAAAAAGUGUAUACAGUUUUUGGAAAAUUCAUAACUAUACAAUUUAUUAAAAUUAUUUCUCACAUUUAAGUUUCUAAUAAGCGAUAAGUUUCAGCGUAAAAGUUGUGUUAUAACCAUUGUAUCAAUAUCUCUUAUUGAAAUUGAAGAUAUCUGUUCAAAUUCAUAGCCAAUCUUACAUAUAUAUAUCUAUGAUUCCCUGAAUAUAAAAAGUACGAUUUACACACAAUAAAAUAAGAGUAUGAAUAGAAUAAUUUCUUGAAAAUAUAUACCACUAUCCUUACUUUUCGUCCGGGAUACACCUCAGUUUCGGUUUUUUACAUAUUUAUAAUAAGGCAGCAGCCCUUUAUUCCACACUUGGAAUUGCGGUUAAAAUGAAUUUUCUACAUGCCUCCUUCAUUUGGAUUUAUGGGGGAAUAUUUACACUGGACCUGAAGCAUCGAUAGGUUGGAUGAAAAUGUAGACAGAAACCGAAAACUUCAUUGUAUUUGUGGGUGAUUAUAGAUGAAAAAUUCGUUUAAAUUAAAACCCUAGCUGACCCUGUUUUGAAAA
This is a messenger RNA of Neodiprion fabricii, 3471 nucleotides long. Its product is annotated as ESF1 homolog. Gene Ontology annotation, biological process: rRNA processing. Bases 16 to 2328 code for a protein of 770 amino acids. The transcript is spliced from 7 exons. The record is from RefSeq and is a predicted model, not a curated record. Gene Ontology annotation, molecular function: RNA binding. Lineage: Eukaryota; Metazoa; Arthropoda; Insecta; Hymenoptera; Diprionidae. Gene Ontology annotation, cellular component: nucleus.